Messenger RNA from Nicotiana tabacum (common tobacco), 1643 nucleotides. RefSeq lists its product as uncharacterized. The record is from RefSeq and is a predicted model, not a curated record. NCBI's taxonomy places the organism in Eukaryota, Viridiplantae, Streptophyta, Magnoliopsida, Solanales, Solanaceae.
AAAAUAAAAUAAAAUACCUCUUAAUUUCUCUCUCUCUCUGUAAAACAAAAACCUACCCAACAGAAGUAACACAUCAGUCGCCUCUGCUUUCACAUCCUAGGGUCGCUUCUCUACUUCCAUUCUUUCACCGGAGUUCAGACCAUCGCCUCUAUCUUCCAACACCCAACCAUUGAAAGUGGUCCUAAUAUUUGUGAUUGAGAUGGAUAAAUUUGUCACGAGGUUGGAUCAUUCUCAACCAAGUCCAUCCUUGAGCCAGGUGAAUGCCAAUCUUUCUCAUCUAAUAGAUGAACUCAAUUUGGAAUCACUUGAACCCGAUCCAGGAGAAAGAAUACCAAUUGCUAACUAUAACCCUCGAAUACGAGAUGAAGUGAGAAGACACUAUAUUCAAAAAGGGCCUUGUCAACCUUCGAGCAUCAAUUUUCCAAAACUAAAAUAGGAAGGAGAAUGCGUCAAUUUGUUCCAAGUUGGUUCAAAGGUCAAUUUUCUAGAUGGUUGGAAUAUAGUGUGAAGAAAGAUGCGGCAUAUUGCCUAUGUUGUUAUUUGUUCAAAAAUAAAUUUAUUCAUGGAAGUGCGGGUGAAUUCUAUACAAAGAAUGGUUUUAGGGCUUGGAAUAAGAGCCUUGAAAGAUUGCGUCUAAAUGUUGGUGAUGUUAAUAGUGUCCGUGAUAAAUGUUUCAAAAAGGAUAUUAUCAAUGCUUAUGCAAAAGAAACAUUGAAAGCUAUAAUUGGAGACUUAAAUGGAGAUUAAUUUGGUAUAUUGGUUGAUGAAUCCAAAGAUAUCUCACACAAAUAACAAAUGGCGCUUGUUUUGCAUUACGUUGAUAAGAAUUGUGAAGUUGUAGAGCGAUUUGUUGGUCUUGUCCAUGUUAGCGAUACAUCGGCAUCAUCAUUGAAGGAAGCAAUAUAUUCUUUACUUUUAGAGCACUCACUAAGUCCAUCUAAAAUACGUGGACAAGGUUAUGAUGGGGCUAGUAAUAUGAGGGGAGAGAUAAAUGGUCUUAAGACUUUGAUUAUGAAAGAUAGUCCAUCAGCAUAUUACAUUCAUUGUUUUGCUCAUCAAUUGCAAUUAACACUUGUAGCUAUUGCUAAAAAGCAUUUGGAUGUUGAAGAUUUCUUUUGUCAUAUUACUAAUGUGUUGAAUGUUAUUGGAGGAUCUUUUAAGCGUAGAGAUUCGCUUCGUCUUCUUCAAGCUGAAAAGUUGGAGAAAUUAGUUGAGUCUGGUGAAGUUCAUACUGGACAAGGAUUAAAUCAAGAACGGGGGCUUCAAGGACCAGGUGAUAAUCGUUGGGGAUCACAUUUCAAAACAUUAGAUAACUUUAUUGUUCUUUUCUCAUCUAUUGUCCGUGUGCUUGAAGUGAUUAAACAUGAAGGUUCUACCUCAAAUGAUAGAAAUCAAGCUAAGUAUCUUCUGAGUGAGAUUAAAACAUUCAAAUUUAUUUUUAUGCUACACUUGAUGUUGAAAGUGUUGGCAUUGUCAAAUGAGUUGAGCAAGACCUUACAAAAAAGGGAUCAAGAUAUUGUUAAUGCUGUGGAGUUUCUUAAUAUUAUAAAGAAAAGAUUGCAAGAUAUGAAAGAAAGUGAAUGAGAAUCUUUGUUGGAGUGUGCUUCCUCAUUUUGUGCUAUUCAUGAUAUUUUGAUUCCCAA